AUGGGAACCUGUCUGGAUUGGCUGAGUCUUCUGAAUGCUCUCAAUGUGACCCUGGGACCUAUUGUAUGGGGUCAGGAAAUGUGUCACCAACUGGCUCUUGCAGUGCUGGAUUCUUGUGUUUUGGAGGAGCCGUCCUUCCCUCCCCAAAUGAUAAUGAGACUGGAAUACCAUGUGCAAUUGGGGUUUUAUUGCUCAGAGCCAGGUCUGACCACAGUCAGUGGACCCUGCUUGCCAGGGUUUUACUGCAGUGAAGGAUCUCAGACUUCAGCUCCCGUGUCAGCCGUGUAUGGUGAUAUUUGUCCUACAGGUCACUACUGUGAAAUUGGUAGUGCUGUGCCAACUCCCUGCCCAGUGGGCAGCCGGCGCCCUGAUAGUGGGGGAAAGGGCACAGAUGAUUGCAUGCCUUGCCCUGGAGGUCAGUUUCAGGAUCAGAAGGGACAGAGUGAGUGUAAACCCUGUCCUCCAGGUUUCCAUUGCAUCAACCCCACAAGAGGCUUUAUGGGGGUCAGCACUCCUUUGGUCUGUCCUGAAGGCUUUUACUGCCCCAAUGAGACUCAGUCUGGAAACCCAGUUCCAUGUCCCAAAGGCACAUACAGUGAUUCUCUUGGCCUCAUUUCAGCAGAGCAGUGCCUUUUGUGUCCUAUGGGACAUUUCUGCGGUUCAGAUGGACUCUCUGAGCCCUCGGGGCCCUGUGCUCCUGGAUUCCUCUGUUUUGUGCAGGCCACAGUUCCCAACCCCACUGACAACAGCACUGGCACUUUGUGUCCACCAGGGGCAUACUGCCUUCUGGGAACAAGAGCAGGUGAAUGUUCUGCGGGCUACUACUGUGACUGGGGCUCCAACAGUCCGGAGCAGAGCCUCUGUCCUGCCAGUUUCUAUUGCCCCACAGGCACACACAAGCCCCUGGCCUGCACUGCAGGCACUUACAGCUCCGUCAUGGGCAACAGUCACAGAGAAAAUUGUGAGCCAUGUCCAUUAGGCUACUACUGUCAGGGAAUCCUGGAGGUCGCUCAGGAAGAGAGGGCUCUGGUGGGUGCUCAGGAGGAGCGGGCACUUGAGGGCGCUCUGGAGGAGUGGGCACUUGAGGGCUGGACAGGACCAGCGAAGGCGACGAAAGAGAGCUGGAUGGGACCAGCGGAGGCGAAGGAGACGAAGGAGGCUCAGAGAAGUGUGUUUGCACGGUUUCUGGGGUGA
Messenger RNA from Sinocyclocheilus grahami, 1194 nucleotides. RefSeq names its product laminin subunit gamma-2-like. The record is from RefSeq and is a predicted model, not a curated record. Lineage: Eukaryota; Metazoa; Chordata; Actinopteri; Cypriniformes; Cyprinidae. The transcript has 8 exons. Bases 1 to 1194 code for a protein of 397 amino acids.